Homarus americanus (American lobster) is the source of this 4977-nucleotide messenger RNA. RefSeq lists its product as uncharacterized. Lineage: Eukaryota; Metazoa; Arthropoda; Malacostraca; Decapoda; Nephropidae. The record is from RefSeq and is a predicted model, not a curated record. Bases 55 to 591 code for a protein of 178 amino acids. The transcript is spliced from 2 exons.
UGUGUUCUUCCUCCCACAGGCAAUAGUUUCCGGUGCGACAGGCGUCUAAGUUGGAUGUUCGCUCUACGCAACACUACCAGGAGCCUAUCUGUACGCAGGAACCUGGACGAGGUAGUCUGUUACAUGGACGGCACCACCCUCCCCCCGAGGCUGGCAGACGACGAGACAGUCACCCCAGCCUACGAGACCACCACACUCGGCAUCGGUCCCAUGAUGAGGCUGCUGGCCCUACAUGAGUCAGAGCUCCCCGACCCUAUGAUGCGGUGGAUGCAGACAGCUGACCCAGACUGUGACGAGGAGGAGGCCGCUCAAGUUGACACUGUGUCGGAGGACAAGCAAGACAAAAGGCGUGACCAUGGGCACAACAAUGGACGUAAGAGAGCUAACCAGAAGAACAAGGCCCAGAAUGAUAUGGCUCCUGUUGAAGCACAACCGAAUUCAGACUUAGAAAGCACUGCGGCAGACGCCGAGCCUCCAGCACCCGUCCAGGAGGAGUCUCGUGCCUAUGACAGUGGUGCCAAGACCACUGAGGCAACAAUCGUCCCACUCGUUGCUCUCUGUCUCAUUCUCUUACACGCACGUCCACACUGAACUGUCCUGUAAGACUUAUAGGUUAUUGAACAUUAUGAAAUCCAUGAAAUUAUAUUAAAAAUAUUGUUAUCUUUGACAAUUUGUCAUAUGGCAAUAUCCAGCAAGUAAUAUUACACUAUCAGGGGUGACCAAAUUUUGCAUGAAACCAUCCUGCAAGGAUGACUUGGAGUUUAAUUUUACUUAAGGAGCUGUGUAAAAUUUUAGGUAUAUAUAUAUAUAUAUAUAUAUAUAUAUAUAUAUAUAUAUAUAUAUAUAUAUAUAUAUAUAUAUAUAUAUAUAUAUAUAUAUAUAUAUAUUAAAAAUGCCACUUUGUAAAACAAUCCCCCAUCUUGGACGUGCCAAAGUAUAUAUUGUUGAAAAGAAUAUAUUAUAUAUCACAAAAUGCUUGACAAGAUGAUACAAAUAAGUUUGUGUGGAAGACCCCAAUAAGUAGCUGUGUCCCCUGCCUUACCUCCUCAACCUCCAGACCUCAGCUGGUGUUAAAGAUGUGCUUCAAACAUUAAAUCAUUGCCAAUUCAAAUGAACUCUUUUGUACCGUCAAAAUACAUUGAUACAAGAAAGUAUACAAUAAAUUACAGAGGAAAGUAAAUCACUGAGAUAUAAUUACUAACUAGGCUAAGAUACAUUGACUGUAAUCUCUAUAGUAUCUUGAAUGUUAUAUUAUAACUGUGUACUGGUACAGUAUGUGUACAAAUGAUUUGCCCGACUUGGCAGUUGGUAAAGAAAAAUAAUUAUUCAUUCUUCCUUAUAUUAUUAAAUUUUCUUUAUUUUUUCCUGAUUUUCAUUUUUUAACAUUUCUUAUUGAAGCCUCCCUGUAUUUUUUCUUAUGUUUUCUCAUGCCACAGUUUUUCGUUCUUUGUAAAUUGUAUCCUCUCUUCAUCAUCCUCUCCUCUUCAUCCAGUCUUUACCCUCCAUCCAUUAUGCCAGUCUUACAAGUGAUCAACUGUCUGAGUGACUGUAAAUGAAAGAGAGCGAGAGAGCGAGAGAGAGAGAGAGAGAGCAACAUGCUUCACCAGUGUGUACAUAGCCUUGAGUGUGCGACCGAACUAUAUUUUCUUACUGAGAUGUUACAGUCGGUAUACAGUAGUUGCCAGCCUCCUACCCUACACUUUAUAGAUACAUCAAUUGUACUAAAUAAAUUAUCUCUGCCUUGAAUGACCGCUUCUGGAAUUUUAUUUUUCGCAUUCACGAGGAAGUCCGCUUCUCUAAUUGUUUCUCGUUUGAUAGUUUGUAUCAUUGUGGAAUGCAGGAGGUCAAAGAACAGUAUUCAUAGAAAAAUAAGUUGGAUAUUUCAAGCUCUAUGUUUUUAAUGAACACUUCCUUAUUCAUGUGUAAAUGAAAAUGUAGUAUCAAGUGGUCAAUAUGAUACACAAAAUAAGUGCAAACAUUGACAUAAUGUUGUGUAUGUUAUAUGCAUAAUUCAUUAUCUGCAGAUCCUAAGAUCAUCUUUUCCUCAGGUCUUGCAAUGUUCACUGCCUUAGUUAACUUAUAUUGUACAAUUAUCGUUUUUUCUUCUUUUUUUAUGUAUUACAAAGGGCAAUUUCACCUGAAAAGUGUAUAAAACCACUGAAAAGGUUCUGCAGUGGGAUCAGCAACUUUUUUUAUGAUCAGUUUAAACAGCAUAAUAUAUGGGAAUGGUAAGAGUACUGUAAUUUAUUGUUUUUUUGUAUGUGUUUUUUUUAUGUCAUGGAAAAAAUUAUUGUACUAUCUGAUAACUAGCUUAUUGUUUAAAGUUAAGAACAAAAGAUUUCUUGCCGUUCCUAAAACGACAAGUACCCGGUAGAAAGAAUUAAUAUUAAGUUGCAAAGCUAAUGUUCUUAUGUAUCUUUUUUUUUUUCAAAUGGCUUCUACAAUCUGGUAGGUUGCCUUUCCUAGUAUGCAUAUAUGACUUCUGAAGUCAACAGUGGGUGACUGGUGUUGUUGUUUUUUGUAAAUAGCUGCAACAUCUAAAUCUAACGGGGAAAUUUUAUAUUGCAAAUCACAGAAUGUAGAUUGACAAUACAGUACCACUGCAAUUCUAGAUUUAUGUUAAAAUGCACACUAGUUUAUUACCCACUGCACAAAAUUAUGAAUUAAUUUACUGUGACUCCUCAGAGAAUCCUGCAAUCUGAUUGAUAGCUUCUGUUUUACCCCUGCAGGAAGCUUUACUGACGUUAUGACAGUACAGUAUUCUAAUUCUGAGUUUGUUCUUUUUACCCUAUUGACUUUAUUUUAAAAAAUCAAAGUUACUUUAUAUUAAGUAUUGUAACAGACUAAACCUUUGUUGAUCUAGUAUUUCACAAAACUGUCCUUGUACACUAAUUUAAUCAUGUUUUCAUUAUUUUUAUGUAUUAAGUAAAAUUCUGACUGUUUUCAGCAGGCGGUUACAGUGUACAGUAGUUUAACUAAUGCAAUAGUAGAUCGUGAGGAACUGCAUUUCAUGGACAGAGCUGCAAUUUGACUCGCUUUUUCCACAAAACGAAAAUCGAAUAAGCUCACUCCAUCACAGUGAUUCACUCAUAAGGCCUCUUAAAUAUAACAUUGUUAGGAAAAUGUGUGAGUUUUUGUAAAAAAAAUUAUAUAUAUAUAUAUAUAUAUAUAUAUAUAUAUAUAUAUAUAUAUAUAUAUAUAUAUAUAUAUAUAUAUAUAUAUAUAUAUAUAUAUUUAUUCUUUUUAUGUAACUGUAGUAGCUGCAUCUGUGUAAAUGCUGUAUUGCAAUAUGGUACAGUAAUACUGUACAGGUAAUGAGUAAGUGAAUAUCCUCAAUUACUAAAACUCACAUAUUUAAUAGUAAUAUCGGGUUACAUAUGAGAGGUAAUCAGAUAGAGAAAGUACUACAGUCCAUAAUUUUCUUCAAUAGGGUCAUGUUUCUGUCAGAGUGGCAGGAUUUAUGAACCAUAUUGAUAAAUGACUUCAGAGUUCUGGUUUUCAUUUUAUAUGUUUAUAGAACUAACGAUUCGAGUAAACAUAUUAUCCUCUACAGUUUGGUGUACUGUAUUGAGUUGUGUUUCACUGGAUAUGUUUAGUAAAUGUGCCAGUAACAUGACGCACUGUAUAGUUCAAUGCCCGAUUUUGUAAAUUGUAUCAAUUAGUGACUCACCAGGUGCCUCUCUCACCAUUUGACCUCCCUGCACAUGAAUGGUCGCAUUGUAAAAAAAUUAAGUAUCCACUGAUCUCGGAGGAAUACAACUAAUGUCAUACAUAACAAGGUUCUGAUAUGCAUCCACUUAGUCGUGUGCAAAAUGAGAUGAGGAGAAGGCUGCAGUACAUUAUUAAGUCCUAAUUAUUUAGAUAUAUUGAAACCAACCCAAUGCCAUUGAUUACGUGCUGGAUUUGUUGAUAACAAGUAAAACUUUUAAGAACAUGACUUAUGCUUGUUCUGAAUGUGCUGAUGUUCUAGAGAGAAGUACUAUACACCACUGUACUCUUAAGUUCUGUACAUCACUGUACUCUGAAGAAGUGAAUUUUCCACUAAAUCAAAGAUUCCAUAUUGACAACCAACAUACACCUAAACAAAAGAAAAAGGACAAACCAUUUUUUUUUAUAAUUGUCUUGAAGAUAACUCUGGUAUCUUUUCAUAUGAACCAUGUGUUUUGUUUUUGAUAAUAUGGCCAUAAAUAUUAGUGAUUCGUCUCAUAUUCCACAUGUGUGAGAUGUUUACCACUCUACUGUACUGGGAUAUGUGUUAAGGUUAUAUUGGCCAUUUUCAAAAGUACAAUUUGGAUAAUAAACCUUAAAGCAUUUCCCCUGCUACUGCUAAUGAUUCAAAUAACCUUUUAGAGGAUAUAUGAAAUACGCUGAAACAAACAUAAGUAAACAGACAGGAUUAAGUAAUGCUGCUUGCUUCCACUGACUGCAAAAAUCAAGUUAAUCUAAUCAAAGGAAUUAUGUAGAAUAUCUUUACACCCGUUUCCCAGAUCAUACAUCAAGUUAGCUGUUUUAGUAUGGAUGAAAACACUUGUACCAGAUUACUGUUCUAUUUUUAUGUGCACUCAAAAGAAUUGUUUUGUUCUGAAAUGGGAAUCAUAAUUAUUACUUGGAAGUUAACGAAUGAUAAUAAUUAUAAAUAAUUAUGGUAGUCUCUGUAUAUGAAGAAAACUCAGUGUGCAUGAUCUGGGAUACAAGCUGUACUGUUAUGAUUAAUACUAAAACUUUUAUAUAAAAAGUUCUAAAGACCUCAAAAAUAUUAGCCAUGCAUACUACAAAAAAUAAAGAGCUUGUUGUUAUUUCAUACAAAAUGUGUCUUCGAUACUAGCCAGCCCAUGGACUAGUUUUUUGCCUAGUUCCACGGCUUGCUAGUGCUAGUCGUCUGGGCUAGAAUGAAUGUCUAAUAGUGCAGAUGUAUAUGCAGCAUAUUGGUUAUACUGUGUGCAGAUCAUUUCUCGUUUAUUACAAUAGUGUCGUGUA